CAGAACAAGAGGAGGACGAGGARGAGGCGGCACCUUYAUACAGCUCAGUGAUGACUUAACAGUGCUCAUCAGGCCACAGCUUCRGCAGUGAUGUUCAAUUCUCUACGUAUUUAGUAAGCUAAUUUUCAGAGGCACUCAAAUGCACCAGAAGGACCUUGGAGCUUGAACUCCCAAUCCAAAUCUGCCCUCUUGUAUUAUGGUUAUUUCCUUAACACAAGUCUCAAAUGCAUAUUUUCACAGCAAUAAUUUUGUAGUCUCAUGCCGUACACUGAAYGCUUUUAUAAUGCAAAUUUAGCUACCUCUUGCAUACAGCCUUGCCUAAUGUGGGGAUUUAUUUUGGAAUAAUCUAAAAGAAUCCUUUCUUUCGUUGCUGUUAYGCUGUUUCAUAAGAAGCUGGCCCUAUCUGCUUAGAUUCCUUGGGCUGUUUAAUUGCUCUGCAAACACUGAGGGGUGCUAAUAAGCUUUCUUUUGAGCAUGUGUUCAUAUGUCAACACUUUAGCUUCUGUCAGAAGCUUAAAAAUGGAAACAGUUUUCUCUUUAAGAAAACAGGAGCCAAAUAAGGAGAUGAUGGAGUGGUGAAGCUUCCUCUGGUGAGUCUGUUCCAGCUCAUUCCUUACAAAGGCGGCACAUGAAAGAUAAGAGAGGAGGCCAGCAAAUCUGGGGCCUCUGUUUAAAACGCUCUACAACCUCUUGAGCGUAUUUGCCGUGGGACUUGGCUGGGCACAACUCCUUUCUCUGCCCAAGUCUUUUUAAAAAAAAGACAUUUAAAAGCUCAGGCUACUUCUUGCAGUUGCGCGACAGGCACAGCCCAUCCUCGAGCGAAAAUGGAAGCCAUCAAGAAAAAGAUGCAGAUGUUGAAGUUGGACAAGGAGAACGCGAUUGAUAGAGCAGAGCAGGCGGAAACGGACAAGAAGGCAGCCGAGGACAAAUGCAAACAGGUAGAGGAUGAACUGGUUGCCCUGCAGAAGAAGUUGAAAGGAACUGAAGAUGAACUGGACAAGUACUCGGAGGCUCUCAAAGACGCCCAGGAAAAACUGGAGCAGGCCGAAAAGAAGGCGACUGAUGCUGAAGGUGAGGUGGCAGCUCUGAACAGACGUAUCCAGCUCGUGGAAGAGGAGCUGGAUCGUGCCCAGGAGCGACUGGCUACAGCCCURCAGAAACUGGAGGAGGCUGAAAAAGCAGCCGAUGAGAGCGAGAGAGGAAUGAAGGUUAUUGAGAACAGAGCAAUGAAAGAUGAGGAAAAAAUGGAGAUUCAGGAGAUGCAACUGAAGGAGGCUAAACACAUCGCUGAAGAAGCCGACCGCAAGUACGAAGAGGUUGCCCGUAAACUAGUUAUUUUAGAGGGUGAACUGGAAAGAGCUGAAGAGCGUGCGGAGGUGUCAGAAGUUAAAUGUAGUGACCUGGAAGAGGAAUUAAAGAACGUCACUAACAACCUGAAGUCCCUGGAAGCCCAAUCUGAAAAGUACUCAGAAAAAGAAGAUAAAUAUGAAGAAGAAAUCAAGCUUCUGACUGACAGGCUUAAAGAAGCUGAAACACGUGCUGAAUUUGCAGAGAGAACAGUUGCAAAACUAGAAAAGUCCAUUGAUGACCUGGAAGAUGAGCUCUACGCUCAGAAGCUGAAGUACAAAGCGAUCAGCGAGGAGCUGGACCACGCGCUCAAUGACAUGACCUCUCUGUAAYGCGCCAGGCCGGGGCUCGCUGCACUUGUCGAGCUUUUCUUUCCUCUAAUUCCUGUCACCUCUGUGCAACUUCCAGCUGCGAUUCUUCACUUUUCUCUGUAGGAAACGC
Nothoprocta perdicaria is the source of this 1788-nucleotide messenger RNA. RefSeq names its product tropomyosin 4 (gene TPM4). Lineage: Eukaryota; Metazoa; Chordata; Aves; Tinamiformes; Tinamidae. The coding region runs from base 825 to 1679 and encodes 284 amino acids. Gene Ontology annotation, molecular function: actin filament binding. The record is from RefSeq and is a predicted model, not a curated record. The transcript is spliced from 9 exons. Gene Ontology annotation, biological process: actin filament organization; muscle contraction. Gene Ontology annotation, cellular component: actin filament.